AUGAGGCUGAAGAAGGGGAGGCGGAGGAGCAGUGGCGCUGCUGUGUGGUCCGUGAACGCGAAUGAGAAGCGAGGAGCGAACGGUCAGGAAAUCUUGGCGAUUGCAGGUACUUGGACGGAGGUAUGCUCCUGCAGCCUCCUGUUCUUCUUUCUCUGGUCCGGUAAUCCAACAACUAGGGGAUAUAACUGGAAAUUAUUUACCUCAAUCGAGAUUGAUUUUAUCUCGAUUUUGAUUCAAGAUCAAGAUUGUGUUCAUCAUCUUAUUAAAUUCGAUUUCUUCAAUGGUUUAUUUCUGUUCGAUUCAAGAAAUAUUCUGAUACAACUUGCACUUCACAAUCAUAAGUUGAAUUUUGUUUCGAAAAAGUCAAAAUUGGUGUUCAUAUUUCUAAAUCGAUAA
Lactuca virosa is the source of this 396-nucleotide messenger RNA. The record is from the annotation of a GenBank genome assembly. Lineage: Eukaryota; Viridiplantae; Streptophyta; Magnoliopsida; Asterales; Asteraceae.